UUAUGCAUGUUGGAGGCGAAAGAAAGAAAACAUUACUAAACGCAAUCUUAAUCUUAGCUGGGAGGUGGCUGUUUGGUUCAACAGACAGACAGAGGCCGCGUUUGUGGUAUUUAUAGUUAGUUGAGAGGUUUAGAAAAGAUCCGUCUAGAAUGGCGGAGCUCAACUGUGGCAUGAAGUGUUUGAAGUUUAUGCUGUGCGUUUUCAAUCUAUUUUUUUGGGCCGCCGGCAUUGCAACGAUGGCCGUGGGGAUCUUUGUCAGAGUUAGCGCCAGUAACUACUCGGCCUUAAUGGAGGAAGGUGAUUUCAAGACCGCCGCCAAUAUUCUGAUAGCCGCGGGGGCACUGGUGAUGAUAAUUGGUGGUAUCGGCUGCUGCGCCGUGGUGAAGGAGAAUAAAUGGCUUUUGCUUCUGUAUUCCUUCUUGGUGCUGAUGAUCUUCAUUUUGGAGAUUGCCUCCGGAAUCAUGGCCUACUCUAAGAGAGACAAGGUCAUUAGCAAGAUUGAAGAGGCGGUGUCUAAAACAAUCAAAAACGACUACGGAGAGAAGGACAAGCAGAAGCUGACUGAGGCCAUUGACAAAGCUCAACAAGAGUUGAUGUGUUGCGGUGUUUCGUCUGGGGCUGACUGGAAAACAUCUCAGUGGUUCAACAGUAGUGACAAAUCAGAAUCAGUCCCUGAGUCCUGCUGUAAGAAAAUGGCUGCUGGCUGUAGUAAAGGAAAUUCUCCAAGCAUCUAUCAAGAAGGUUGCUCCCAAGCACUUCAAGAUUUUGUCAAAAGUAAGAUGGCCGUGGUUGGUGGAAUAGGUGUUGGAAUCGCCAUUUUGCAGAUUCUCGGUGUUGUGUUCGCCAUUUGUCUCUUCCGAUCCAUUGGUUAUGAAAAGAUAUGAUUGAAAGAUUCUCCAAGAUGGGUAACUUAUUGACGCGGCAAAAAUGUGUGUUGGAUUUCAAAUUAUACGGAAAGUUAUUAUUAUUUUAUUGUUGUUGAAAGAAUGGCACAUCAAUCACAAGUUCUGUUAGUUCUUAAAACUAAUUUAAGUCGCUUUAGUUUCAAUUGUCAUUCGUGAGUUUCGAUUUAGAAAAAUGAGAAUUCAGCGCCUUUAAAAUAUUUACAAAUCAUCUCAUUUUACGCUUAGCAAUUCUUUCGGUUUCUCCUGAUUCAAUCUGUUCGAACGCGGGAUAAAGUUACUGACCAGGGCCCAGUUGUUUAAAGGGCAGAUAACGUCCCCCAACGGAUAAAUUGCUAUCCAGCGGAAAAGUGUAGGAUAACAUACCACGCUAUCUACGGGAUAGAGAUUUGUUCAAUGGAGCCAGAUAAUUAGCAAAUAGUAGUGUCUUUGUAGCAAAAUCCUUUGUUUACAAGGUGACUUAAUAUCUGGUGGACAGCACAAUCCACCCAACAGACAAUGUGAGUCAGAACUUUCGAACACCGAAAUUUUCUGUUUAACCAAUAAACUAGAUUUUAUUUAUGGAAAGCUGACUCUAAACUGUAAAAGUAUCUUGUUAUGCUUCUUCAUAAAAUUUAUUUUGAUUUAGCGAAGUAGGGUCACUAACUAAUUGCAGACAGAGAUUGUUCAAUCUAAACGCCCUUGAAAUUUAGGGACAACUGUCUGAAGUAAAAGGAUACCGCCAGACUUUUGAAAUAAAUCAGAGGUUGAUGCUGU
This is a messenger RNA of Stylophora pistillata, 1658 nucleotides long. RefSeq names its product CD151 antigen. Gene Ontology annotation, cellular component: plasma membrane. The record is from RefSeq and is a predicted model, not a curated record. NCBI's taxonomy places the organism in Eukaryota, Metazoa, Cnidaria, Anthozoa, Scleractinia, Pocilloporidae.